ACUCCUCCGCCCCCCGCUCGCGCCGCUCCCGCGCGCUGCUCGCGCGCCCCUCGCCGCCGCCCCCGCCGCCCGCCGGCAGCUCCUGCGAGGCGCGCGCUCCCACCGCCCAACCGCCGCCGCCCUCCCCGCCCCCGCCCGCCCCACCGCCCGGCCGGCGCCGCCCGCGCCGCCACACGCGCCCCGCUGCCUCGCGCGCGCCCGCGGGUGCCCGUGGCCUCCCGAGGGGAAGGACGAGGAACUGAUCAAAACUCCAGGUAGAAGAUAAACUUAAAAAUCAGAAGAAAGUCACAUACACUACAAAGAAAUCGGGAAAGGAUUGCAGAGUAGAAUCUAGAGUACAAGUUCUGGUACGAAGAUGACUCACCUGACACAGGAGCGGGAGUUAGGAGCCAUGUCCCUGUGAGACAACCAGGAUUUCGGUCAAAUGCCUGGAGAAGUCCUGCUGCACAGAGCAGCAGAGCAGCUCUCGUGACCCACAGGCGUCUGCACCUCCCGCGUGUCCUACUCUGGCCCAGAGCACUCUGUCAGCGUUUCCCGCCCCACGAAUGGCUACUCAGAGGAAGCACUUGGUGAAAGAUUUCAAUCCUCAUAUCACCUGCUAUAUCUGUAAAGGUUAUCUCAUCAAGCCAACUACAGUAACCGAGUGCCUCCAUACAUUUUGCAAGACUUGUAUUGUUCAGCACUUUGAAGACAGCAAUGACUGUCCCAGGUGUGGCAACCAAGUUCAUGAGACCAAUCCACUAGAAAUGUUACGGCUGGAUAACACCUUAGAGGAAAUUAUAUUUAAGCUGGUGCCCGGACUUCGAGAACAGGAACUGCAGCGAGAGAUCGAAUUUUGGAAAAAAAACAAACCUCAAGAAAAUGGACAAGAUGAAAGUCCAAAAGCUGAUAAGCCCAAAGUAGAUGAGGAAGGUGAUGAAAAUGAAGAAGAUAAAGACUAUCACAGGAGUGACCCGCAGAUUGCCAUCUGCCUUGACUGUUUACGCAAUAAUGGGCAGUCAGGGGAUAAUGUAGUAAAAGGUUUAAUGAAGAAAUUCAUCCGCUGUUCCACCCGAGUGACCGUGGGAACUAUCAAAAAGUUUCUCAGCUUAAAAUUAAAACUUCCAAGUUCUUAUGAGCUGGAUGUACUAUGCAAUGGAGAAAUCAUGGGGAAGGAUCAUACUAUGGAAUUCAUCUAUAUGACAAGAUGGAGACUAAGAGGCGAAAACUUUCGGUGUCAGAACUGCUCAUCUUCGCAAGUCUUCUCGCAGGAUGGCACUUUUUAUCAGUCUUACCCUAUGGUACUUCAGUAUCGACCUAGAAUUGACUUCGGUUAGACCAAAGGGCCAGAUCCCACUGAGAUGAAUCCUGCACUAUUUGUUUACCCAUCGACAGAUUGCACAAUGAAUGGAUGUGCCUGGAUUAGGGGGACACAACCAGAUUUUCAGCAUGCAAAUAAGGACAUUGUCUUUCUUAAAAUUGUCAGUUGCAUCUUUGUUGUUUCUAUUAGAGCAAGACAAGUGCCAUUCUGCUACUGAAAUGUGCAUAAGAUAUUUGUGUAUCUUACAAGUGCGCUGCAAGUCAUAGCCAAAAUCAUGAAGUGUACAGUCAAGAUUCAGAACCUAUGGAACAUUUUUGCCUGCAUAUUAGAAAAAUUUUCUGGUCCUAAUAUUGAUUACACUAGCAAAAUGGCAGAGUGCUCAUUCCAUGUGGUGUUGCAAUUUUCACAUACUUACUAUUUUACUGAAUAUCGUUGUUUAAAUCAUAGAGUACUGUACAAAUAGUUAAGAAUUAUACCUUGAAAAUAUUUUGUAUAGAAAAUAUAUUUAGAAAGUGGUGAUUGGGCCACUAUCUUUUUCUUGAUAAGCUUCUCAUGGGUCCAGGUAUAGCUCACUCAUGAGUGUGCAACAGUCCUUUUGCAGUGCACAAAGAUCACCCUUAACAAGAGAUGUAUAACAUGGUAAUUCCUAAAAGUAAUUUUAAAUUCUCUAAAUGGAUUCUGCCAAUAUCACUUAAAAGCAUCACAGCAUUUGUGACUGCACUUUUCUAUGAUUUCCAUAAAGACUGAGAUUUGAGAUACAGCUAAAUUUGGAAUAUGACUUCUGGUGAGAUUACCUUUCUUCUAAUAAAGCCUUUGUAAAAAUGAACUUAAAAAUUAUUUAAAUGGCUAUAAAACAAAGAAAUUUCACUAUAAAAUCAUGACUAGGGCAGAAUUUAUACAUAAUAAUUGCUUUUCAUAGUAAGCAUUUCCUUUUAAGAUUGGGUGGAGGUAAAUAAUAUGUUAAGAAAAAACUAACAUAUUUCAAAACCUAUAACUUUAAUUACAUUAUAGAUCUCUUGUGACUAUCUGGAAUUUGGAAUUAAUUGUAGAGUUUUUCAUUAGUUAAAGUCACAUCAUAAAACCAGUACCAUAAAAAUAGAGGUAAUGCAAUACUGAAGAUAAGCAGUCUGACCAAAAUAAUUGUUCAGGUCAUUUUUUUUCUUAAGACCUGGUAGUGCUGGAUAAACAAGUGAUUGUUGCCUUAGGUAUUGCAAACAUAAUGGUUCUAGUAUAGAAUGUUUAUUGAGGUUUCUGGUAAUGUUGCAGGGAGCAUAGUAAUGCAUAUGUUUUCUGUAGUCUUCCAUUGUCUUCGCUUUGUUUAAAAGUCAAAUGAGUUUUAUUUUUUUUACUUUAAAUUCUGUGGAGAUAGUUGUAGUUCCGUACUUUUAUGUAAUUUCUACUUAAUACACACCUACUAAUAUUGUAGAUAACUAUUUACUUUCUUAUGCCUUUUGCAUACAACAAAAAGGAACCAAAUCAACUUUUCAGAAGCUACUCUAGAGAGAACUAAUCAUAUUUAGAUAAGACAAAGCGAAAAUUCCAACUUGAAAACCUGGGAUCAAAGUAUAAAAGAUAGAUGCAAGGCUGUAGCUCCUUUGUAAGUUUGUGUUCAUGUACAUUAGUAUGUUUCAGUAGGAGAAACAAGCAUGUUGUGGAUCAAAUCUGGCCCCUUUAAUGUUCGUGGGAGUUCUAAUACUGAUGACUUCAGGAAUCCAUGUGUAGUUGGGUUAAAUCUUACCAUUGCACUCUAAAGCCUAUGUGACAUGCAGAAAUAAAGAUGCUGUCAGUAGCAGCCUGUUUAGGAAACCUGCCAUUGCAGGUCAAGGUUGCACAUAUUGUGCAGACACCAGUGAACCUGGGGAAGCAAAAUGUUUAGGAAGCUGCUGUUCCUUUCUGCAGGCAUAAGGUGCUCACUGGUACAGGCAUUCAGUUGCCCACACUGUUGAUGGGAAUGGGUGCACAUACUGGCUGCAGGAAGUGGUCACCUUUUUGCCCACCUAGUCUGUGAUGUGCUACUUGACAGAAACAAGGUACUUCAUGAAGGAAGGGCCCUUCUCUGCAUAGUCUCUGAAGAACAGAUUCUUUACAAGCAAAGAGGUCCUCCCCAUGGAGCAGCUUGUAAGAUCAGUGCAUACAUUCUAAUUGCGAAUCAUUGUUAUCUUUAUUAUACACAGUUGUUUUAUACGGUAGAAAUAGGAUAUUAUUUGUAAAUACUUACAUGCACAUGCGAAUGACACCUUACAAUUUUUAUAUAUUUCACAUGUUUUUGUACCAGAAUUUUCACUGUAGCUCCACUUAACAUAAAAGGCCUGUUUCAGUUUAUCACAAAACUGAUGAUAGUACUCUUAAGCAUAAUUUCUGCUUGGUUCAGGGGACAAUUUUUUUUUUCAACAAUUGCAUUUGCUAUUUCAGCAAGUUUGAACAGACUUGUUUUAAGCAAAGAAAGGAAGAACAACAUGUAUUAUUUUUAAAUCAUUUGCAGUUAUCUUACGUGAAAGUUUGCAUCCACCUAGCAAGACUGCUGAAAUUUGACGAUUUUGUAUUGGCUUCUGAAUGACAACCAGUAGAAGGUUUGAAUGUUUAAUGACUUUCUGCAUUCCCAGUUCAGAGAGCCAUUAAUUUAUCUUGAUCAGAAUUGGUAACUGUUUUAACUCAUGGUAUCUUCUUGAUCCAGCUUAAAGCUAGAUUUCAGAAGGCAUGAUCUUCAUUUUAAGCACGGAAAAUACUGACAGAUAAGGUUUCAUGUUCCCAGCUGAGAAUCAUGGCCUUAAAUGCUUUUAAAUGCAUAUGGUCUAGCCACCUACACUUUAUACCUUUCUGGUUUGAUGGCACAGUGCCUGAGUGCUGUUCUAGUUUAAUGGUUUUCAUAGCGGCACCAGUGAAGUACAUAUCUUAACUGGGCAGCUUUUAUAAGACAGGCACUGCUUUUUUUACAGGAAGUUUCUCUUCUAUAUAGUAUGUAUGUGCCAUGUGUCUACAGAUAUGCAUAUCUGAUUGUCCCUGUUGAUUCAUUUGUGCCAAUUAAAAAUAUCUGAACAGCACAGGAAUAUGAGAAUGCAAGUAUGGAUUUCAGUGUGCCAAAGAUGGGAUAACGUGAAGUGAGUCUCUAAGCAUUCCAUUAAAACUGCACUGUGUGCCCUCAUAGAGCAGGAGGUUACUCUAUACAGUCACACUUUCUGAAUAUUUCUGUGGCAAGGUGUCACCACUACAUAGUAAGUAACAAACUGGAACGUAAAAUAAGUAUUGCUACAACUGUUUUUCUGCAGUUUUCCCACUUGGCAGUACCUGGCUGCAGAGGUGUAAGACCUAAAACAUUCUGCACUACUACUUAACCGUGCAGUCUCUUACUCAGCAGAUUUAGUGCUUUUUUUUUCCCCAUAAGCCAAUAAUUUGUAUCUCCUUUUAACUCUGGGGUAACCCAUUAAAGAAAGUCAUAAGCAACCUUUUGUUGGGCAUAGCUGUAUGCUGCAUUUCUCUAGUAACAAACUGUAAGCUAGAAUUUACAACAAGAUCUUUUAAGAGCUGAAAUGAAUUAUAUAAUCAAGAAAUGUGUCUCCCAUCACGUAUUAUUACACUGCUCCUAGCUAAGGGCUUAGUCCUAUUAACAUACUCAUAUUUGAGUGAAAUACCAAAUAAGAUUACUACAAUAAUCUAAGGGACUCAUCACUGCAGUAGGGAUUGUUCACAUGAAUGCUUCUGGGAUUUGGGCCUUAGCAGUAUGCAACACUAUAACUAUAAUGUGCAUAGUCAGCUAGCUUGCAGUUCAUAUGCAGAAAAAAGUCCUUAUUCUUUUCUGAAAAAAUACUAUUUUGGCUUUACUGGAAAUGUUAUAUAAAGCAAGUGCCUGAUUGUUAAUACAGAAUACCUUUUAAAACCAUUAUUUGCAUCUGACAGGUAAUAUUUCCUUCUGUAUUUUAUCAAUGGUCUUAAUAUUUUCAGCAAGAAUAUUUCAUAACCAUUCUGUGUUGAGAAGCAAUCUUUCAUAUGAAACAAAAAGAAACGUGUUUGGUUAGAUUAUACAAAACUGAAGAAACGUAUCUCAGUGGAAACUAUAUGAUAAGAAUGAGCUUUAUAGCGAGAUGAUAUAAUUUUUUUUCAUGAUGUAACCAUGAAUUCUGGAUCUUGAUCUUUUUUCUCUGGGCUGUAAAAAUUUGGCUCUACUUUCCUCUUCUGCAGUUAACAGAAGCAGUUCCAGUGUAUCUGCAGGAGACAAAAGAUUGAUCACAUUCCUUAUAGACAUAAGCUAGGCUCUCGUUCUCCAGUACAGAGUGAUGGUCCAGAGUUCUCAUCUCACCUCAUCUUAUCUCUUCCAUGUAUAAUUGCAAAAUAUAUAAACACACACAGCAAAUAUAUAAACAUUAUAGAGGUGCUUAAAUCAAGAACUUGGUCUGACUUCUUCAUGUAACUUAGGUUGAAGGCAUCAGUUCAAUUCCAUCCAGACAUGCAUUUGUCAGGCAGGGUAUUUCCCCUCUAAUUUUACCUUAUUCUACCUUAUUUACAUCAGUUCAAAGAUUCAUUCAGGCUCCCUGUGUCCUGUAAUUCUAGGUUCUUAUAAAGCCUUUGUGCCCUUCCCCCCUGCCCCUUCAUGCCCAAAGUAUAGAAACAUCAAAUAGUUGGAGAAAUUGAACACGAGGAAGCAGAUCUUAAGUUUGGUUAGUUGGGCAAUCCAGAAAAAGGGGCAACUGAACUUGUCUCCUAUAAUAAGAGUUUUCACUUUAUAUUUGCUUUUUUGAGAAGAUUAGAAUUAAGAAUGUUCAAGAAAAUGAAUAAUUAGAAAAGAUUCUUGUGAUCAUUUUUCUGCCCUCUCAAAGGGUCGUUCACUUAGGUAGAGCCUUAAUAAUGUUAGAAAAGAUCAGGUCUGAUGGAAGAACAUGUGGAGUGUCCCUUAAGUCUUAAGCAACCCUUAAGCCUUGUGGUCUUGUAGGAAUAGUUUCAUAGGUAAAACUGAAUGUGGUGGCGUUUCUGCAGGCUAUUAACAAUAUGUACAGAAGAAAGAAAGAAAAAAAGGAUACCAAAAUGCUGAUUUCUAGGACAGGACCUUUUAGAACAGGAAGCACACUUCAAGCAGGUCCAAGAAAAGCACCAGAGCAUCAGUUUCCUAGAUGUGAGAACAAGGAGGUGACACUCUGGCAUGCUGGUGCUUGUGUUGGAACACCGCAGAAUCAGAUGGCAUCGUGGUCAUGACAUCUGUAAACAGACAGUAGAAAGUUAAUGCUUAAUGCCCAAGUAAUUUGUAUUUUCUUUUGGGAUUAAGCCAGUCUGUCCUGGAUUUCAGCAAAGUUUUCAUGGUUCUGCAUAUUGAAUCCUUUAUAGCCAGUUUGAACAAAGUAAUGCUUCCACAAGGUGUUCAGUUCAAGAUACUUGUUUGAGGAGGGAUUGCAGUCUACUGGAGCAUGUUCCAGGAUGGACACAAGGGGACUGAUUCACCCUAGAGGAAAUGUGAAAAGCUUCCAACUGCUCAUUUACCACUAGUUUUAUGAAGUAUGGAAGGUUUGGCCUUCAGACCUCAGCUGAAGCAUCCUUUUGUAGGAAUGUCCUCCAAAAGAUGAUCUUACAAUAGUAACAUUUUUUUCUUUAUAACCAGAUUUUUUUUUUUAACUACUACACUGCCUAUGUUAUAGAUCAGGAAAGAAACAUCAGAUUCCAGAGCAGGAAAUAGAUUAAUUAAUGAAUUUCUGACUGAGAGAUGCUUUCUCCCAAGGUAUGCACCAGAAGUCCUAUAGUGACAACUUCUGAAUUCAGGUAGCUUGCUAAUACAGUUGAAUAUGGACAUUGUUUGCUUCUCUAGUAAGCAAUUUAGUACAUCCAUGCAGUUCCGGAGUGAGAAGUGGAAGAGCUCUAUAUACUAGUGGAAAAGUCCAGGCUACUUCUUGUACUUGCAGAAAGAGACCCAGUUCUGUAACUCGAGGUGGAGGAGACAUUCUGGAAUGAGAGAUGUCUAGAGGUGGAAGUUUUUGUAAUUUUAACCAAAGAGAGGCAUUAGUUUGAAUUUGCAUGUUGAUCUGAACCAUUAAACGUUCUUUUCUUUGAAGUAACUUUUAUGUGUGUUUUUAGCAAAUGUUUCUAACAAGGUUUAACAAUAUGUGACAGAUAACCGGAUGAGGUGGACAUUAGCUAUUGUGUGUUUCCUUUUUCCUCACAAAGAUGAGUGGAAGGCAAAGUAAGAGUUAAGAGUUUGGUUGCUAUGUAAUAUACAAAAUUGCUGCAACAGUAAAACAUUUGUGCUGCUAGCUAACAUACUGAGGUUUGUAUUACAAAUGAAGUUGUAAUAAAGAUGUUUAUUAUCAAAGUGCGAGGCACAUAUUUUAUGAUGGUAUUCUAUUCCUAAAAUAGUGUUUUGUAUUAUAGCAUAUUGAGUAAAGUAGAUGAUGUUGUUGUCUGAUGAGUUUUGAUGUGGUAAAAUGAAACAUGCUCCCUUUUUACUGAAAAAUAUAACAUACUAACUGACUUAAAAUUACUAUUUCUUUGUUGUCAGAUAUUUAGUUUGUUCAUUAAAAAAAAACCCAAUUUUUUUUCUAAAAAUAAACUAUUUUUAUGGAUAAUCUGAUUGCCUAAUAGUUUUAAGGGACUUAUUUAAUACCAAAGGUAAGCCACCCAGAAACUGACUUGGAAUAAGGCAUUGACACUUCUGGAGUGCAGUGGUCCAGAGUUACACCUGGAAUCAGUCAAGCAGAGGUUCCUCGUAGUAGCUGUAUAUGUCACCAAACUAAAGGGUUAGGCACACCCAGCAGUUUCCGAAACAAAAUAGAUAAAUAGAUUAAAAACAAAACCAAAAAAAAAAAAAAAAAAAAAACGGGACUAGCGUAAGGGUUGAGCUAACAGGUAUAGAGGUAUAGAGUAGCUCUUUGAAUCAUAGCUAAUGUCACUAAAAAAGAAAAGCACAAAGGCUUGCAUUACUGAUGUGUCUGCUAUACCUGGCCUGUGAACUAAUGUAAUACUUCAGUGUGCUGUCAAUCCUGUAAACCUUCCAAAGCACAAAAUAUUCACCAAGCUACUUUUGGGUUUUCUAGUUGUAGUUCAGUGAUAUUUUGGAGGGUGGAAAGGACAGACUUGGAGGAUUAUGAGAAGAUAUUAAGUAUGUUUUACAGAUUUUUAUAGAUAUUUUUUUAGCAAAUGGCAUUGCUGUCCAAGGUGUCAGACAGAGAUUAGCAAAAAGUCAAUUAUUUUACUUGUUGUGCAGUAUAAAAUAGAAAGAAUAAUGAAAUCCGGUAAAUAUCUUGAUUUCCUUUUCCAGUAUAGUGAUUAACUAAACUGGAAAGUAAUAGGACAAUUUAAUUAUUUAGCUGGCUCUGAAAUAUUUCAUUCUAAAAAAUUACUGAUCUUAAUUUUUUUCUCAAAUAUAAGCUUCUUAGAAUAAACAUUAAGCAAUGCAUAUUUUUUUCCCAUAUUGCAGGCUUAACUGUUGAAAGGAAAAUACUUUUUUUUUUUUUUUUUUUUUUUUUUUAAUUAAUGCAAAGCCUGAAUGGAUGUUCUGGGCUACUGAAUAGAUGAUAUAGAGUUACUCUAAUUGGGUUUUUUCGGAUGGGGGCCUAAGUGUCCUUAUAUAAGCUGUGAUCCAAGUUAUGAUAAGAAAGGAGCCUAUGGUGAGCAGUAAUAAUGUUCUGAUGCUUCCUUGCAUUUGAUCAGUAGCUAUCAGUUUUUAAUGUGACAGCCCUCACAGUACUUAGGAGCUCAUAGGACAUAUUGUGAUGUUAUGUUGCUAAUUUGUUUUAAAAUGUAAAAUGUUUUAAGCUUUUUGUCAAAAGUGAUAACAUCAUAUUACAAAUAAACCUUUUUGUGGUUGUAAAAUUUAGCUUAUAAAUCAUUCAAAUUGAAGUGAAAAAAAACACAGGUCAUUGUUAAUGACAGUCUAUCCUAUUAAGAAUAUAUGUAUUUUUGUAAAGGAAAAGCACUUGUAGAUAUGUAAUCAGUCCAAUAUCUAUCUAUGUUAAUGUUUUGAAAAAACAAAAUGCUGCUUAGAGAAUCACAUAUUUUUAUUUUUGUGCUCAAAUGCAUUUUCUUUUGGUUUAUGGAAUGUUUAUUCUGUAUGAAGCUGUAUAGUUAGUACAGCUGGGCUAAAUGCAUUUCUUACCUGAGCUUAAUCAAGUAUAUCUGACUAUGCUAUUACAUUUCCUGUCUGAUCAGAAACCUGAUUGCAAAACUUAGAUUGGUGGUGCUGUUUUUCAUCUUUGAUAUUAGCUUCAUCCUGCCUUAUAACAUUUCUACUUCAUAAUAUUUAUCGUAAAAAAUACUAAUAAUUUUUGUGAGAUUUGUGCUUUAAUGGAUUUUUUAAGGUAUGUUUAGUUAUUCAUUUGCAUCUCACUAUACCUAUAAAAUUUUUAUAAAAUGUUGACAAAAUUUUACUUAGAAUAUUUAAAAACCAAGUCCCCCAGACAAAAAAUUGUACCAGCUUAGUCAAGUUCUUAUUUUCCUCCCAAGUAACCUACUGCUGGGCACAUGCAUGGAAUAUGAUUGCAUUACUGAAGUUUUGGUUAAAUGAGCAUUUGUACAAAGUGCUUCUUUAAUUCAGAAUAACUCAUUUCUUGUAGUAUUUUGAGGCUGUUUGAAAUGUCAUCCUUCCUGUAGUUUGACUCAACACAAUGAAUUAACAUACUUUCGAAAAAAACAGUAAAACAGAGAAUUUUGUCAAAGCACUAGCAAAAAGUGAUGGCCAAAUUUGUUUGUAGUUGCUCAUGUAUAAUACUCUUUAUUUCAGCGGGAUUCUACAGGGCUCCAUUGAGGGGGCCUAAUACUAAGGUAAUGUCUUCAGAUUGAUCUCAAUGAAGUUACUUUGCUUAAUUAUCCUUGUAAAUAAGACUUGAAAAGAGCUAGAGUUCCCACUUCCUCACUGAGUUUCAUUUCAUGUGUGACUUUUUCAAUCUCUUAAUAUUAUUUAAAUUUAACCUUAUUGUAUUAACCAUAUAUAUUUUGAAACCUUAGAAUGUCUAUGCUAGCAGUAGAUUCAGUGUGAUAAGCUCAACUGAGUAAAUACUUGCAUAACUGUCAAAUAGUGAGAGAAUUUCACUCAGACUAUGAAUCCUUGUAAUGCCACUAUCUCAUUAAUAUGCAUGCUUUUCAAAGAUCUUUAAGUAAUCAGUUUUUAAUGUGUUUAAUGAUUUGAAUAUUGUACAUUUUUACAGUGUUUUCCUAGAGAUAAUUUAUAUAUGAAUUCAUUGGGAGCUUAGCAUCUCAGGGUCCACAAAGUAGCAUUUAAAAACUUAAGUCCAUUUGAGCUAUGAAAACAACAUACAUAUAUUGCAGUCUUGUAUUUUUUGAAGAACCAAAUACGUUGUGUUUUGAAGUGCUUAAACAAGCACUGUAAAUUCCACCCAGUUCUGCCAAAGGAAUAUUUUUUUUCAUCUGCGUUAAAAUCCUUAAAAGUUGAGUGUGGCCCUGGAAAAAAUGAGGAACCUGUAACUGAGUUAGCACUUAGUGAGCAAUUCUACAAUUAGGUCAGUGAAGUGCCAGUAUUAGUUUUCAUUUCGGCAAAACCCCUUGGUACUGCGUUUUGGUGCGAAGUGAAGUGAGCCCGUUUGAAGUUACAUCUAUAUCUGUAAACAAGAUUUAUUUUAGAACAGUAGCUUGUGUGAGCCCUGUAAAUGGACCUUUUAAGAUCUUGUGUACUAAAUAUAUCUAAUACGUAAUGAUAUUUCUGAUUAUGUAACUAUCUAUAUGGUUCAGUACCAGUGAUGUUAAAUUUAGUGCUUCAUGCUAAUGUCAAGAAUGUUCACAGCACCUUUAUAACUGCUGAUAAGAAGUUACAAUUUGGUAUGAUCCAUAUGCUGCAAGAUGCCUCUAGCCCAGUUGGAUUAAUCCUAUGAAUCUAGAUGAGCAAGAAGUAUAACUAAUCUGCUUACUAGCACUGAAUUGCUCCUUUCUCAAAGCAAUAAAUAUAUUCAUGUUGUAACAUCUGUUGUGCAGCCUACAAUACAAGUUGUUUUGUUGCAUUGUUUCUAUAUAAUUUAUUUUGUGCAAUAAAAAAAUCUCUGGUUUUAUCUGA
Molecule: messenger RNA, 11279 nt
Organism: Dromaius novaehollandiae (emu)
Lineage: Eukaryota; Metazoa; Chordata; Aves; Casuariiformes; Dromaiidae
Gene: PCGF5
Product: polycomb group ring finger 5
Exons: 11
Coding region: 546-1316 (256 amino acids)
Biological process (GO): regulation of transcription by RNA polymerase II
Cellular component (GO): PRC1 complex
Source: RefSeq, a predicted model, not a curated record